CUCACAGCUGCCGACACCCUCCAAGGCCGUGCGACCUUGCCCCGGCAGACCUCCGCUUGCCCCUCUGUCUCCUGGCCACUCCCUCUGGGGCCUUCCUUCUUUCCAUGGCAAGCAAGUCCAGUUCAGGGGGUUUAAAAAGCCAGAAACCGAAUCUGUUAGCUUAUUAUCUGGAGAGGGAUCACUGCUCCCCGCCUCCCCCAGCCUUCUGUAAGCACUGUCCCCCAUGCAUGGAAGCAAGUAUGGAAGCCUGGAACUGUCCGGACAGAGGCCCCAGCGGCAGCUGGCCCUGCUGCCAUGCCCUUGGUCAUGUGCUGCCCUGGCCCUCCCCUCAUUCAGUCCUGGUGCUCCUGCCCGCCUAGAUCCAGGGACUGUGCCCCUCCCUUGACGAUCUGGGGUGGCCAGAGUGGGGCUGCCUGUGCUCUGUGGAGCUGUACCUUAGUGUCCUGGCAGCCCCAUGUGGUCAGCUUGUGUGGCCAUGUCCCCUCCCCUGGACCACCCGUGUCUGCACUGGGGUGAAAGAGGUUGGGGUGUGAUCACUUCUAGUCAGACUGUCCUCCGGGCCCCAAGCCACAGGGAAUGGAUCCCCUGGAUCCUGAGGACCCUGACUACCCUCAGAGCUUAGGUUUCCCGUGGGGCUUGGAGUGCAGGACCCGAUAAAAGCCGUCACUGAGGAACACUGGCCCUUCAGAGCCACAGAAGGCCUUUUGGUGCCAUCUGGCUGGGCAUGCACCCCGUGUCAUGCCAGCCUUUCCUGGGUGCCAGGCCCUUUCCAAACGACGUUCGUGCCCAUCUGGGCUCCCUUGUCGCAGCCUGGCUGCUCAAGCUCCAGCUGGGGCAGCCUCUGGCCUCCGCUCCCCAGGCCCAGGGCACAGGCUGGCCGGCGGCCAACUGCCGUCCUCUGGGUCGCUGCGGGUGCAGCCUGGCUGGCCUGUCCACCGUUUCCGCCCCCUGGAAAGCUGCAUCUCGUUACCCGGCCAAGGGGUGGAGCCCCGGGCCACAGGGAGCACCUCCAGUGACCGGACCGCGCUCCAAAGAGGCCGUUGGGCCUGGAGUGGGGUUGGGGGUCCGAGAGGAGUUGGGUGACAUCCCCACUCCAUCCCGGGUCCAGCUGUUGGGGUCGCUUUCAGCGCGCCGAGACCAUCACACCCAUCCCGUCCUCUGGCGCGUCCCGUGCUGCGCCCAAACCUUACGAUAAGCCCCGCCGGGAGCGCGCCAUAGGCUGGGGCGCGUCACGGGGCCCAGGCCGGGGCGGGCCGGGGCGGGCCGGGGCGGGUCGGAGUCCAGACGUCGGGAGCGGGAUGGCGGCGGAGCAGGACCCCGAGGGGCGCGCGGCAGCGCGGCCGCUGCUCACAGACCUCUACCAAGCCACGAUGGCGCUGGGCUAUUGGCGCGCGGGCCGGGCGCGGGACGCCGCCGAGUUCGAGCUCUUCUUCCGCCGCUGCCCGUUCGGCGGCGCCUUCGCCUUGGCCGCCGGCUUGCGCGACUGUGUGCGCUUCCUGCGCGCCUUCCGCCUGCGGGACGCCGACGUGCAGUUCCUGGCCUCGGUGCUGCCCCCAGACACGGACCCCGCGUUUUUCGAGCACCUUCGGGCCCUCGACUGCUCCGAGGUGACGGUGCGGGCCCUGCCCGAGGGCUCCCUCGCCUUCCCAGGCGUGCCGCUGCUGCAGGUGUCCGGGCCGCUCCUGGUGGUGCAGCUGCUGGAGACGCCGCUGCUCUGCCUGGUCAGCUACGCCAGCCUGGUGGCCACCAACGCUGCGCGGCUUCGCUUGAUCGCAGGGCCAGAGAAGCGGCUGCUAGAGAUGGGCCUGCGGAGGGCUCAGGGCCCGGACGGGGGCCUGACGGCCUCCACCUACAGCUACCUGGGCGGCUUUGACAGUAGCAGCAACGUGCUAGCGGGCCAGCUCCGAGGUGUGCCGGUGGCCGGGACCCUGGCCCACUCCUUCGUCACUUCCUUUUCAGGCAGUGAGCUGCCCCCUGACCCGAUGUUGGUGCCAGCGGCUGGGGAGGGCCCUGGGGUGGACCUGGCGGCCAAAGCCCAGGUGUGGCUGGAGCGCGUGUGUGCCCACCUGGGGCUGGGGGUGCAGGAGCCACACCCAGGUGAGCGGGCAGCCUUUGUGGCCUAUGCCCUGGCCUUUCCCCGGGCCUUCCAGGGCCUCCUGGACUCCUACAGCGUGCGGAGGAGUGGUCUCCCCAACUUCCUGGCAGUCUCGCUGGCCCUGGGAGAGCUGGGCUACCGGGCAGUGGGCGUGAGGCUGGACAGCGGUGACCUGCUGCAGCAGGCCCAGGAGAUCCGCCAGGUCUUCCGAACCAUUGCUGCCCAGUUCCAGGUGCCCUGGCUGGAAUCAGUCUCCAUCGCGGUCAGCAACAACAUUGAUGAGGAGGCGCUGAUGCAACUGGCCCAGGAGGGCAGCGAGGUGAACGUCAUUGGCAUUGGCACCAGUGUGGUCACAUGCCCCCAACAGCCUUCCCUGGGCUGCGUCUAUAAGCUGGUGGCCGUGGGGGGCCAGCCACGAAUGAAGCUGACGGAGGACCCUGAGAAGCAGACGUUGCCUGGGAGCAAGGCAGCUUUCCGGCUCCUGGGCUCUGACGCUGUGUGAGCCACUCCCAUCCCUGGCAGAGUCUAGAGCCUUGGCCCAGCUGUCCCUGAGCCAACUCAGCCCGGCGCACAAGCGGCUGCAGAGCC
Molecule: messenger RNA, 2683 nt
Organism: Sapajus apella (tufted capuchin)
Lineage: Eukaryota; Metazoa; Chordata; Mammalia; Primates; Cebidae
Gene: NAPRT
Product: nicotinate phosphoribosyltransferase
Exons: 11
Coding region: 1299-2597 (432 amino acids)
Biological process (GO): NAD+ biosynthetic process
Molecular function (GO): nicotinate phosphoribosyltransferase activity
Source: RefSeq, a predicted model, not a curated record